Molecule: messenger RNA, 343 nt
Organism: Hymenoscyphus albidus
Lineage: Eukaryota; Fungi; Ascomycota; Leotiomycetes; Helotiales; Helotiaceae
Source: the annotation of a GenBank genome assembly
AUGGAAAUGACAGGAAACUUUGUCGUUUUGGCUAUAGCUCCCGAGAGUUUGAGUUGUGAAGAAAAAGAAGAUGGGAAUUGGGUUGAAGAUGACAGAAAUGGGAGAGAAGGCCUACAGGUAAGCAAGAUCUCGAUGAAUACCCUUCAUGAUGCACUAUACUGGAACACCUGCCCCUUGCAGAUGAUAUCUAUUGAAGGGGAGAGAUGAAGAUCCCGGGAGGGUCAAUAUUCGACUCAAUUUCUUUGUUUUGAUUGACGAGCAGAGGUGUGGGAGAAAAAGCAAGUUUCGUGGCGUUGGGGAAGAACGAGGAGAACGAAUGAACAAACACCAUGAAGAGGGGUAG